UAAUUACUUAAUACGUGAAAAUGUGUAAAGCAUAUAAAAAGGUCAAAAUUAGCUUCAAAGAGAGAGUCAGUGUAGUCAUCCCUUUGUUUCUCAUUUUACAAACCCAACCCAUAAACACACCUCUUUCUUUCUCUCUCUUUCUCUCUCUCUCUUUCUCUCUCUGCGGUGUUGGAGAGCGCUAAAAUGUCCACCUUCGACGCCUACAGUAUGGACGGUGAAGACAGCUAUGGCGGUUACGGAUCCUACACCAAUUUCUCCGGCGCCUUCCCCGGAGACGCCGAUGUGACCGUCGAGCAUACUCCUGCCUCGCCGGACGUCUUUGGAUUCGACGAUCCCAGCCCUAACUACUCUCAGGCUCCUUUUGAUCCGAUUCAUGUAGAGAAUGGAAAUGGAAACGGCUAUGGUGCGGCUGAGGAUGAAGUCGGCGAUGGUGUGUUCGUAUCCGAUGGUCCAAUUCUUCCCCCUCCUAGCGAGAUGGGCGUGGAGGAAGGCUAUGCUCUUCGUGAAUGGCGUCGCCAAAACGCCAUUCAGCUUGAAGAGAAGGAGAAAAGGGAGAAAGAAUUGAGAAUUAAAAUUAUUGAAGAAGCUGAGGAGUAUAAAAUAGGUUUCUAUGAGAAAAGAAAGCUUAAUGUUGAGAGUAACAAGGUUAACAACAGAGAAAGAGAGAAGUUAUAUUUGGCAAAUCAGGAGAAAUUUCAUAAAGAGGCCGAUAAACAAUACUGGAAAGCAAUUGCAGAACUAAUUCCCAACGAAGUUCCUAAUAUUGAGAAAAAGAGAGGAAAGAAGGAUCAAGAAAAGAAACCAUCGAUACUAGUUGUUCAGGGUCCAAAGCCUGGGAAACCCACUGAUCUUUCAAGAAUGCGGCAAAUUCUCGUGAAAUUGAAGCACACACCCCCACCUCAUAUGAAACCACCACCACCCCCACCUGCCAAGGAUGCCAAGGAUGCCAAAGAUGGCAAAGACGCUAAAGAUGGAAAGGAUGCCAAAAAUGAAAAAGAUGCAGCAACAAAAGCAUCCGAUCCCGUACCUGGAGCUGCCACUGCCAAUGGCACUUCUCACAAACCUCAAGAGCCAACUGUUGCUCCCGCUGCCGAUGAAGAUCAAACUGCUACAUAAUGACAUAGCCAUAGCAACUAUCAACUUCUUUCUGCUCGAUACUUUUACAUUUUCCCUUUGAGAUUUCGUUGUUUUUGUUCGUCUAUCCUUGCAUUUGAACGUGUAAUCAGUUGUGAUCUUAUACAACAUUUAUUCUUCUGUACCUUAUGACAGUCUCUAGUGGCAUUAUGUUUUGGACUAGUCCAGGUUCUGAUUUUGACA
Messenger RNA from Cucumis melo (muskmelon), 1317 nucleotides. Its product is annotated as clathrin light chain 1-like. The transcript has 3 exons. Lineage: Eukaryota; Viridiplantae; Streptophyta; Magnoliopsida; Cucurbitales; Cucurbitaceae. The record is from RefSeq and is a predicted model, not a curated record. Gene Ontology annotation, molecular function: clathrin heavy chain binding; structural molecule activity. Gene Ontology annotation, cellular component: plasma membrane; clathrin coat of trans-Golgi network vesicle; clathrin coat of coated pit. Bases 184 to 1116 code for a protein of 310 amino acids. Gene Ontology annotation, biological process: clathrin-dependent endocytosis; clathrin coat assembly; intracellular protein transport.